AAGUACCUGGACGGGGAAGUGAAUGUCUUGACAGCAGAAGAGGCGAAGGCAUGCUCGAAGAUAGCCGCGAAUUACGAAGUGGACGAGAACGGGCUACUCUUCUUUUGCCCCAAGACGCUGCAACGAGGCGAAGACCGCGACGCCUGCAGCAGUCUUGAAGGAGGCCAUCAAGGCAUCGGAAGGACGUACCGGAUAAUCCAAGCGAACUUUCACUGGCGCGGGCUGUAUCGCAGUGUACAACGUUACGUGGGGGAAUGCACCGAUUGCGAAACCGGGAAGGGGAAGCCAACGGGCCAGGGAGAAUCACCAGGAAAUAUCCAGGGUACGUAUCCCUUCCAGGUGAUCUCCAUGGACCACAUUCCAUCGUUGCCAAAGUCGUUCAAAGGAAACACCGAACUGCUGAUUUGGGCCGACUUGUUCACCGGUUACCCUGGUCCGUCGAGAGAGGCGCAGGCAGUGGCUGAGAAUUACGAGGAAUGCGUCUUCCGUCGGUUCGGCGCAAGCGAAGUCAUCAGACAUGACAGGGAGCCUGGUUUUAUGUCGGACUUCUUCCGCGGCUUCAACCUGAUCGUGAAAAUGAGGCAGAGCGCGACAAUGGCUUACCCUCCACAAGGGAACGGCAAGGCCGAGCGAACAGUGCAAACUCUGACACGAUCCCUGAAGAUGUACGUCGCAGACGUCAACCAACAAGACUGGGACGACUAUGCAGAGCGGCUGACAUUUGCGCUGAACACGGCACACGAUCGAGUGAGAGGAGAAACGUCAUUCUUCUUAGUCCAUGGGUGGGACCCGCGGUCGACACUGGAAGCGGUGGUUUCAGUGGGAUCGACGCGCCGUCGCGAUUGCGAUGCACGGAGAUGGAGGUACCACAUACAGGGCCAAUACCGCAGAGCGAGGGAAGCAGUCAAACGAGAGCCUACGUGA
This is a messenger RNA of Phytophthora megakarya, 924 nucleotides long. NCBI's taxonomy places the organism in Eukaryota, Oomycota, Peronosporomycetes, Peronosporales, Peronosporaceae. The record is from the annotation of a GenBank genome assembly.